This is a messenger RNA of Trichoderma gamsii, 1023 nucleotides long. RefSeq lists its product as hypothetical. The transcript has a single exon. The coding region runs from base 1 to 1023 and encodes 340 amino acids. The record is from RefSeq and is a predicted model, not a curated record. Gene Ontology annotation, cellular component: mitochondrion. Lineage: Eukaryota; Fungi; Ascomycota; Sordariomycetes; Hypocreales; Hypocreaceae. Gene Ontology annotation, molecular function: oxidoreductase activity.
AUGGCUAUCUCGAAUACUCAACAAAUGAAGGCCAUUGUUCAACCCGAUAAGGCUUCUCAUGGGCUUAUCCUUACCAACAAGCCUGUUCCAGAACCUGCUCACCCUCAAGAUAUUCUUGUCAAGGUACACGCAACCGCACCCUGCAAAGGCGAGCUCGACUGGGCACUCAUUGCCCCUGAAUACAUACUACCUAGCAAAAUUCUCAUCCCAGGGCAGGAUCUAGCUGGUACCGUACUUUCAGUGCCAAAGGGCAGCAAAUUCAAAGUCGGAGACUCCGUCUAUGCACGCAUUGAGGCCAACCGUCCCGGUGCUGGUGCAGAAUAUGCGCUCCCACGGGAAAGCGAACUCGCCCUGAAGCCCAAGAAUCUCAACUGGAUUGAGACCGCAGCCACUCCACUAAGUUCAUUGACGGCAUACCAGUUGCUCUUCACACAAGGAAAUAUUUGUGUGGCCGCCCUGACAGGGGACCAGGUCGCAAAACGCACCAAUGCCAAUCUGCGUGUCCUCAUUACCUCUGCGUCUAGCAGUGUAGGUAGCUGGGCCGUCCAGUUCGCUCGAGAGGCAGGGGUCGGAUGUAUCAUCGCCGUUACGUCUACAAAGAAUAUCGAGUUUGUUCGUAGCCUAGGUGCUACUGAGAUAAUUGAUUACACGGAACAAAAUAUUUCAGACUGGGUAACCCAUGAUCAAUCAGGAGAAGUGGACCUGAUAAUAGACACUAUUGGAGGCCCUUCACUCACACAUUCAUGGCGCGCUGUCAAGGAGGGAGGUAACAUUCUUAGUGUUUGCGGUGUCCCAGAGCAGAGCCGUCCCGAGGGCGUGACUAAGAAAGCCAACAGCUCAUUCUUUCUUGUUAAUCCUAAGGGCGCUGAUCUUGAAUCAAUCACGCAGUUGAUCGAGGCGGACAGAGUCAAACCCAUUGUUGAUAGCGUGGUUGAAUUUGACGAUUUUGCAAAAGCUUGGGAGAAGGUUGAGGCAGGCCACGCAAGGGGCAAGGUGGUGGUCAAGAUCUCUGGAGAAGUGUAA